UAGUUCAAAAAGUUAAGCUCUCUCCGUUUUCUCUUGUGUAAACUCAAAAUAAUUACAUAUUUUGUGAUGGAUUAUACUGUAGGAAGUAUACCUGAUUUAAUAACAUUGAUGAUAAAAUUAAAGUCAAGAGAAUUUCAGUCAAACUAAACGAAAAGAAACAAGGUAAUUAACACAAUAAUGAAGUGAGUAGCUCGGAAUCUAUUUUGAAAACAAAAGAGGAACAAAAAACGCAAAGAAAAAAAUGGUAUGAGUGAUAAUCAACAAGGAGAGAAUGUAGAUAAUAUUUCAUCAAUAAUUUAUAAUAAAAUGAAAAAUAAAAAAAAAGUAUCAAAUGAUGGAUGGCAGCACUUUGAUGGUGAAAAAGAACAAUUAAAUAAGGAUAAGGAUACUACAGAACCAAGUCCAAAAAAAAUAAGAUUUGUCAAACAAGAAGAUGCUCAAAAUGCGGUACAACAAAAUGGUAAUGUUUUCAAAGAAAAGUAUUUGUGUGUUUGUUGGUGUGGAUCUACUACAAAAAAUAAUGAGUGCAAGGCAAUAUUUGUUGGAAAUUUGAAUUUCUAUUUAAGGAGCUGAAGAAGAGCAGUUAUGGAAAUUAUUUGAACCUUGUGGUUUGAUAGAAUCAUCUGUUAGAAUUGCCAGAGACCCUCGUACCAGUAUGGGAAAAGGAUUUAGCUAUGUCAAUUUCAAAGAUGCCAUACAAUUAGAUCUCCAGAAAAUGUGAAACUUGUGAUCGGGAAUUGAGAAUCAAAAGCGAGUCGUAUAACUGGUUGCGGAUAUGACAGGCGCUACAAAAACACUUUCAGUAAAAAUUAAACAGGAAAAUGUGUGAUUUUCGGAAUCUCCAUGAGAAAAUGCAUGAUACCAAUUGUUUUUUCGAUACUUUCCUUUUUCUGAUGUGUUUUUUUUUAAAUAUCAAAUUUGUAUAUAAUUGAUUUAGUAUCACCCUUAAGGAGAGGAAACCAAUCAUACACAAUGCUUAGAACUGGUUGUUAUUUUAUCUAUGAGUCGUAUAACGGGUUGCGGAUAUGACAGGCGCUACAAAACACGUGCGUCCUCUGUGCGAGGAUGUCCGAACCACAGUUAUCACUAUAUAGUAGAGAGGAAAGUUUGUGUCUUAUCCGGCAGAUGGCGGUGGGUGAAUCAAGAGGAGAAAAUUGGAUUUAUACGAAAACCAUUGCCCAAAUUCGAAAACUGAUGUGAUUUUCGGAAUCUCCAUGAACAACAACUUUCGUGAAAAUCAAAUUUUCACGACGUUUCUCCACUUUUCCCCCCUUAAUGAUUUUUUUUUCGGAGAAACUGAUAGCUCAAAUUUUCAAAGAAAUAAAAAUGACAAAAAAAUCUUUUGUCUCCGAUUUCGCUAGAAUUUUGCACGAGUGGGUAUUUUGAUAUGAGGAUACCAGAAAAGUUAGUUUCUCCGAAAAAAAUCAUUAAGGGGGGAAAAGUGGAGAAUAGUCGUGAAAAUUGGAUUUUCACGAAAAUUGUUCCACAAAUUCGAAAUCUGAUGUGAUUUUCGGAAUCUCCAUGAGAUGAUACAUGUAACCACGCGUUUUUUCCGAUACUUUCGAAGUAUGCUAUUUUUUCAAAUUUUCAAAAGUUAACAACUCCUUGGUUAUAAAAAUGUCAAAAAAAUCUUUUGUCUCCGAUUUCGCUCGAAUUUUACACGGGGCGGUAUUUUGGUAUGAGGAUCCCAGUAAAGCUAUCAGUUUUUGCUUUGAAGUUUUUUAUUUUUGUUUACAAAUUUGUUAUUGUUACAUAUUUAAGGAAUAAUAAAAUUUUUUUAUGAAAAAAUUGAAAUUUAUUGAACUUUUUAGAAGCAAAUAACUCGAUAACCGAUUGAGUUACACGAAUCAAACAAGAGUAACUUUUUUUUUGUAGAAUUUAACGCUUUUUAAUAUUCUUUUAUUAUUUUAGUUGUAAGUUUUCAUAAAAAAUUUUAUUAUUCCUUAAAUAUGUAACAAUAACAAAUUUGUAAACAAAAAUAAAAAAUUUCAAAGCAAACACUGAUAGCUUUUCUGGGAUUCUCAUACCAAAAUACCGCACCGUGCAAAAUUCGAGCGAAAUCGGAGACAAAAAAUUUUUUUGUCAUUUUUAUAAGGUUGGUUAUAAAAAUGACAAAAAAAUCUUUUUUUCCUAGUUAAAGAAAAAGUCAAUUUAAUAUUCUUCUAUAUGUCGAUCGUUAAUGAAUAAAGAAAUAUUAGAAGCGAUGAUGACCAGGCUCGGAGGAAUGAAUAUCUCCAUUUCUAUUGGAAACUUCUCAGUUGUCAGUCCGAUAUAUCAAUUGCUUCGACAUGAGGGAUGACCCUGUUAAGUUGAUGUUAAAACUAGAAACAUUAGGACAAAAUAAAAAUAAUUUUUGGAUAAUAGAAUAUAUGUACUUAUCCAUUUUUGUCCUAAUUGAAAUAGCUUUUUUGCUUCCUGGACUAUAUCUAUUAGCAAAUGGCACAAACCUAGACAUUUUCAUAGAGUACUUCACGCCAUACUGCUUUUUACAGUCAGGAUGUGCUGGUCUUAUUAUUUCAGCAAACUUUAUGUCAAAAUCGGAAAUAGUUACAUCAACUUUGUAUAAUAUUUCAAAAGUCCUGGAAACGCAAAGUACAGCAUUUAAGAUGAAAAUUUUGAAAAAGGCAAGAAUGUAUAAUACUUUAUCGGUAGUGAUAUCAAUAUUAAGCGUAUGCGUUCAUCUUUCAUGUUUACCUUUACUCAUUGAUGAUGGAUUCGAAAAUUUCACAUUUUAUACUGUUAAGAGAUUUUAUGGCGACGGUCCCAGUUUUAUUUAUAUAUUGCUGAUAUUUCCAUGUUUAAUAGCAGCUGGUUUAGCAAUCGUUCAGCCAGUGCUGUUUUUCAUUUAUUUCACAUUUCACAUACAAUUACAAUUGAUGUGGCUCAAUGAGUAUGUUAUACAAAAUUUACACAAGAAAUUGAAUAUACAUACGAAGAAUGGAAGAGAUCAAGAACUAAUUCACGAACAUCUUUUAAAUGUUGUCAAAUAUCGUUUGUGUUUUAAAAGAGCAGUCGACAGUAUCAAGACGUUUCAGAAAGUCACUAUAAUUUUAUUGAGUACAACAGGAGCAAUGACUUUAAUAAUGUGUAUUUACCAUAUAAGAAACAAUACCCAUCAAUCAAAAUCCUUCAAAAUGCAUUUGGUGAUUGUAACUUUCAUUUUGAUUUCGGUAUUAUUGAACAUCAGUGGUCAAGCUAUCUCAGAUCAGUCAAUAAAACUACGAGACAUAUUAUACGAGAGUCCUUGGACCGAUUGGAAUACAAAAAACAGGAAAACAUUAUUAAUAAUAAUAACCAAUAUAAUGGACCCUUGGGAGAUAUCAUUUUACAAUUUAAUCUCUACAAACCAUUUAUUUUUAACACAGUUAGCCAAAGCGGCCUACAGUGUGGCGGCUGUUCUCUCCGAGCUUAAAUGAACUGUUUCAACAUCUGAAGCAUACAUGAUGUCGGGAACAAUAAAUAUUUGUCCUAAAUAUGAAUAUUUGGAAAUUAAAAUUAUACUUGGUCAUAUUUUGUGAAAUAGAUACGUCAAUUAGGUGAAGCUAUUCUCAUAAUACGAACUAUAUCUAAAUAAAAAUUUUUAUUUCCAAAAAUUAGAUGCUUUUAACUCUGAAUGUUGAAAAAAAUCAUAGAUUAGAUGCCUUUAACUCUGAAGUUUUCACUCAGUAUAUUAUUAUAUGAAAUAAUUGUAACUGCACUUCAAUUAGAAUUAAAUGUCUAUUCGAA
Messenger RNA from Diorhabda carinulata, 3726 nucleotides. RefSeq lists its product as uncharacterized. NCBI's taxonomy places the organism in Eukaryota, Metazoa, Arthropoda, Insecta, Coleoptera, Chrysomelidae. The record is from RefSeq and is a predicted model, not a curated record. Gene Ontology annotation, cellular component: plasma membrane. Gene Ontology annotation, molecular function: odorant binding; olfactory receptor activity. The transcript has 10 exons. Bases 2289 to 3416 code for a protein of 375 amino acids. Gene Ontology annotation, biological process: detection of chemical stimulus involved in sensory perception of smell; sensory perception of smell.